Molecule: messenger RNA, 3926 nt
Organism: Homalodisca vitripennis (glassy-winged sharpshooter)
Lineage: Eukaryota; Metazoa; Arthropoda; Insecta; Hemiptera; Cicadellidae
Product: isovaleryl-CoA dehydrogenase, mitochondrial
Exons: 6
Coding region: 433-1071 (212 amino acids)
Biological process (GO): L-leucine catabolic process
Cellular component (GO): mitochondrion
Molecular function (GO): 3-methylbutanoyl-CoA dehydrogenase activity
Source: RefSeq, a predicted model, not a curated record
AAAUAUGAGACCAAAACAUUAUUUUAUCGUAAAAGUUAGUGAAAUGAGAAUGAUUUAUGUCUAUGUGUGUCGUAACUCAUAAAAUUACUCCAGCGCUACUGUGAGGAGGCUAAGCCGCGGCGCCCGACUGAACACCCCGCACCAGUUACCUCUGGCGUUAUGUGACGUAACCUGUCCAAUAUGCUUGGCGCUAAAAGGGUUAAGGUGAGAUCUCCCACUGGCUUUACCACAGGCCAGUAACUCUGAUGAGUGUACACCAGACCGCAAAAAUCCCUGUCAGGCCUGUGAAUCAAACCUGCAAUUUUAAUUAUUUGUUACUUAUAAAGAGAUAGUUAAUUGUUUUAAGUACAUGCACAUAAAACUUAUCUGCAUGUAAUAUCUUGCUACGAUGAUAUUAGAAGAUGUAUUUUUCAGGUGUAUGCCAAAACUAACAUGAACGCAUCCAAACCACAGCAUGGCAUAUCAGCUUUCAUUGUAGAAAAGGGAACUGAAGGGUUCUCAACUGCUCAGAAACUAGAGAAGCUCGGCAUGAGAGGCUCAAAUACAUGUGAGCUGGUAUUUGAAGAUGCAAAAAUACCAGCCUGUAACUUGCUGGGGGAGGAGAACAAGGGGGUGUAUGUGUUGUUCAGUGGUUUGGACUUGGAGAGACUGGUUUUAGCAGCAGGACCGAUUGGUAUUAUGCAGGCUUGUGUGGACACAACAUUUGAGUAUGUGCAUGUGAGAAAACAGUUUGAUCAGCCCAUUGGACAUUUUCAACUUCUACAGGGUAAAAUAGCAGACAUGUAUACCAGACUAAGUGCAUGUCGCAGUUAUCUCUACAGUGUGGCUCGAGCCUGUGACCAGGGCAGUAUCAACAGGAAAGAUUGCGCAGGAGUGCUCAUGUUUUGUGCAGAGUCUGCCACGCCUUUAGCGCUAGAUGCUAUCCAGUGUUUAGGAGGUAACGGAUACAUCAAUGACUACCCGACAGGCCGGCUGCUGCGUGACGCAAAGCUCUACGAGAUCGGAGCUGGCACCAGUGAAGUUAGAAGACUAGUCAUAGGUCGAGCAAUCAAUGCUGAGUAUGCACAGUAGCUUCAUUGAAAUACAAACCUCAAGUGUCAACUGAUGAAUGUUUAAAAUGAUGGGUCCAGAGCAGCUGUCAUGGAAAAUGAGAUCUUAAUUCUAGUCUUUUUGAUCAUUCCUCAGUAAUUAAGAAGGUAACAAAACAAAAUCAUUAUUUAGGGUAAUACUGUUAUACUAGGUGGUAGGUUUUUUCAUGUUUUUUUUACAUGAAGUAAUGGAGUAAAUAGAUUGCUUAAAAUUCUGAUUAUGUAAAAAUUUUAUAUGGGGUUCAGGUUAGAAUAUACAUUUUUUUACGUGGUUGUUUGUUUUUUGUUUUUGUUCCUGUUCUCAGUCUUCAGUGUAAUUUUCAGUCAUAGACACAGGAUCCAAAAUGUUCAUAUUAUGUUUUUUUAUUUAGCUACCUCAUUUGUAGUUUAUUAAUGUAAUAGUUUAAAUUUAAGUAUACAUACUACAAUUUGUCUAUAAUUGUCUCGACCUUGCUAAUUCUAAGCAAAAUAUUUGAAAGGUUGUUUUUUAUGAGAAUGGUCCUAUUUUUGAACAAACACAAUCAGCUCUCAAAUGACCAAUUUGGCCUCAGAAAGAGCAGCAAUUGUGGGUCUUGUUGAUAUAAUUGUAGAGGGAUUGGGAAGUCGAAAUCACACUUUAAGUGUGUUUCUCGAUUUAUCCAAAGUGAUAGAUUGUGUUGACUGCUUGUCAGACUGGAAUCUCAUGGCAUUCGAGGCAUACUUCUUACAUGGCGUAGUUCAUUUUUAAGUCAAAGAACUUAAGUUGUUCAAAUCUCUAAUCAUGUUUCCAAUUCUACAAAAAUGAGUUUUGGAGUCCCGCAAUGAUCCAUUCUCACUCCAAUUCUUUUCCUGCUUUAUAUCAAUGACAUUAAAUCAUCACUGCCACACGGGAAAAUCCUGCAGUAUACUGAUGAUAUGACUGCGUGAAAAGGCAUUUGUUGGAAUUAACAAUUGUGUUCCACAGCCACAUUUGUCAAUUUAAAGACAAAUUCUUCUAAACAUAAAGUUUUGAAUUUUGCUUUAAACUCAGUAGACUUUGAAUAUAGUCCCAGCGUCAUGUUAGCAGAUAUAAUACUUGAAGAAGUCUAUUCCUUGAAAUUUACCUUGAUCAGGGUUUGACAUGGAAUGUUCACAUCGAUGAAGUUUGCUCAAAAUUAGCCUCAGGCAUUUACGUUGUCUUUAGCCAAAUACUGCCAUAUCAAGUUCUGAUGACGGUGUAUUAUGGCUUGAUUUUUUCCCACUUCAUUUACAGAUUGGUAUUGUGGGGUACCUGUGUAAAUAAUCAAUUUUCAAGAGUGUUAAAAAUGGCAGAAGCAAGCGAUGUACACCAUUGCAAAAUUGAAGUUUAGAGAGUCGUGCAGGCCAGCUUUCAUAAGGUUGCAACUGUUAACGCUGCCUAGCCUCUGCAUUUUUGGAACAACAUUGUAUUGUAUGUCUAAAUGUGUCUUUACGAUGGACCGAGACAUUCAUUUGUACGAGACUAGAUAGGAAAGACAAUUACUGAACUGAGAAACACAGGAUGGUGGUUUAUGAACGUUUGCCUUCACAGGCAGGGGUUAAUUUUAUUAACAGAUUGCCUUAUGAAUUAAAAAUCCUCUACGCUCAAGGCACACACUCGUUUGAAACGCUGUUUAGUGUCCAAUACAUUUUAUAAUAUGAACAAGUUUCUGGCAUAUGACUAGGAGGCCACACAAUAAUAAGACUGACUCCCAUACAAAAUGGGAAACAUUGGUGAUGAAUGAAUGUGGAAUGAGUGGUUGAAUGUAUGUCUGAAUGAGAGCUCGAUGUCAUGUGUAUUUCCUAAUGUUAACAUGUUUUGACGUUUGCUAUACAAAUAUAUUUUGUCUCUGCAAUAAAUAAUUGACUAUUGAAUAUAUUCUAGGAGCCUAGAACAAUUUUGCACCAUACUGUGUAAGCACACAACCCGAAAAACAUGAAAUUGAUAGAGGAAAUAUUCUUAACCAAGAAGUUAAUUGUCAGCCAGGUUAAUUUUGGUGGUCAAAAUGGGAUGUUGAUAUGGGUUAAAAACAUAUGGAACGAUCGUGUUUUUUUAACCAAUUGUUAAGACACAUACAUAAUGUUUAUUUUACUAUUAGAUAACUUGAUAAAGAGACCCAGUCACCACUUUAAAGGUCUGUAUAUUGUUAGCUGAAGUUGAAUACCAGGUUGUGUGCUUAUAUUAUACAAAUUUGUUCUCGGCCCUUGGCUUAUAUUAGAAGACACAUAGUUUGUAUAAACACUUCCAGUUAGGUUUGCCAUAUAAGUUGUUAAGGUUAUUUUAUUUUCUUGCAAAGUAAAAAUCACCCAAGUGUACAUUCACCAAUAGGCAUAUCUGUACUGUUCUUUCAUUGAAUAAUAGAGAGAAAUAUUCAUAACUAAAUAAAAGUGUUACAAUAAGUCUAAAAACCAGCCUUAUAUCUGUACGAUUAGGCAUGUAACUUUUACAAAAUAAAUUGUACAAAAUGUUACUUAUGUAGAUUGGACGAAACGAAUUAAAGUGCCUAAUUAUUUAGCUUUGUGCAUUUUUAAAGCUUAAUGGGAACAUUCAUUAUUUUUAUAUUUAAUAUUAAAGAUAUUCACUUGUGACUACCAUCAAAGUAUUCCUGUUCAUACCAUGUUGAGAAAUUAUUAAUACAAGCUUUGGUUUAACAUCUGUUGUCUGAAAAUGGUUUUCCAAAGUUACACUGAAAUAGUUCAGGGAACUUAGGUGAUAAUUAUAAUACCAAACACCAGCUGUGUAAGCCACAGAACUGAGGUGUUCAAUUAUAUUUAGUCGUUAGUUGUUAAUAUUGCGAUAGUAUAAUAUAUUUUGUUUAUUUUAAUACAAAAUGUGAAAAAAUACAAUUUUAAUUGUACUGA